This is a messenger RNA of Blastomyces dermatitidis ER-3, 766 nucleotides long. RefSeq lists its product as uncharacterized. Lineage: Eukaryota; Fungi; Ascomycota; Eurotiomycetes; Onygenales; Ajellomycetaceae. The record is from RefSeq and is a predicted model, not a curated record. The coding region runs from base 338 to 550 and encodes 70 amino acids. The transcript has a single exon.
ACAAACUUUAUCAGGAAAGAUUGAGGAGCAGCAAAAGGAAGAAGUGCCUGGUAUUUGAACAUAUCGUACCAUCAUCCGAGUUUGAACACAGUGACAGACUAUCCAGUCUCAUUCAACACAACUGCAACGGUUUCGAGAGGCAGCUAUACCGGUUGCCCUCAUCCAGGUGCAAGCUGGCUUCUGGGGACGAGUCAUUGUACCCCUGAUAAUGAACUAGUAUUCAUGUACUAGAUUUUUCUAAGAACCAGCGUAGUUUGUUAUUCUUGACUGGUGAAAAUCCAGGCACUAGAAUCUGAGAUAUGCUUCGACUUAGAUACAUUCUGCUGCAAAGCUCACAAUGAACGUGGUCCCGCCUAAGAACACAGCACGCGCUAGCAUAAAGAUAUUGCAUCUUGAUGAGGGUGAUUGUGCUGUAGCACUGGAAACCAGAAAAACAGCGACAUUUUCGAACGAUUCAGCAUUGAGUCUGUUAACCUGCUACACCCUCACCAUAUCCAGCGGAAUUGGCUCAGCAAUAUCCCGGCCUCAAGCAGUGACGCCCAAGGAUUGAAUGAAUUUUUAGCCUAGCCAAGAGCAACAAUUUUAUUUACUUCUGUUAAAAGAGGUUGCAUUUACACAGCCCAACAUGCAAAAAUAAUUGGUCUAUCAGAGCGAUCACGGAUCUACCUGGCCAGCGGCUAGUAGAAAGGUUCAAGACACUGAAGUUUCUUACCAGUGUCUGCUUACCUUUUUCGGGGUUUUUUUUUUAAUUGUUUUUUUUUUUUUU